Messenger RNA from Lathyrus oleraceus (garden pea), 1394 nucleotides. RefSeq names its product RNA-directed DNA methylation 4. Lineage: Eukaryota; Viridiplantae; Streptophyta; Magnoliopsida; Fabales; Fabaceae. The coding region runs from base 145 to 1200 and encodes 351 amino acids. The record is from RefSeq and is a predicted model, not a curated record. The transcript has 10 exons.
AUAUAAGUACUAGUGUAAAAAAAAACUGUCACUGAAUUUUGUGAAGGUCAGCGGGACAAGGAGUUUAGUAAUCACUGCCGUGUUAGCUGAAAUUAAAGGGUUUUCUUUGCUUCCAAACCAGUCGCCAAUUACUCGAAAACAAACAUGGCGGAAAGCUCCUCGGCUCCACCCAAGCCUGUCGUGGUUAGGGUCAAACGAAAACCCUUCCAUUCUCCACUCGACGCUUUCUGGUUGGAAAUCAACGACAGGCCAUUGAAGCGCCCUCUCUUGGAUUUUGAAAACCUAUCAAUCUCCAAUUCUUCUCAAUACCGGGAAAUUCAUAACAAGAAGGUUUUGGUGCAACAUGUGGAGACAAUAAGCAGCUCUGAGGUCACUUUAGAUAUUGUUCAGUCAUUUGUGGAACCUGGUUCCAAAAGUGCUUCUGAAUCUAACUCAAAAGUUGUGGAAAGGAAGAACUUCUUCAGAAAAGUCAAUAGGCCAGAUCAGCUCUUGCUUAAAGCUAAACAAGAAAAAGAGUCUUCAGCUAAAGAGGCCCGUUUUGAGCAAAUAUGGAAGAGCAGGAAAGUAAACAAGGGGACAUCUGUUGAAAAUGCAUUACAAGAAAUAUGCCAGUUCUAUGACAUUGUUCGUGUUGACUCUCAAGAACAAAUUAAGGAGGUGCAACACGAAGAUAUCUCCUUGGAGGAUCAAAAACUUUUGUCUAGUUUCCUCCCUUUACUAAGAGAGGUUAUUCCUAAUGCUGCUGCAGAGAUUGAAGUUGAUAUAAGUGCUGAUUCCCGACAAGAGGACUAUGUUUAUGACCUCUACACUGUAACGGAUGAAACGAUCAAUGAAGAAAAUCCUUCACAUUCUUAUCCACUUGUUCAAGUUGAUGAUGAAGAUUAUUGUGACGGGCCUGACGAUUUGGAUUAUGAAACGGAUGACUCAAAUGCUGAAGACCAUCCAAUGAAUGACUAUCCAGAGGAGAUUUCGGAAGACGAAGAAGGUUCUGAUUGUGAAUCAGAAGAAAGCGAGCAUAGCAAAUCUAGUAGUGAAUUGUCAGAUGAUGACGAGGAUGCGGAUGAUGGACACCAUGGUUUUGCUAAAGGUGGAAUUUCUGAUCCAUUGUAUGAUGAGGAUUUUGAUGAUUAUGACGGUCAAGGUGUAGACAAUGACGACGACGAUCCGGAUAAUGAGCACUUGAAGUGGUCUUACAGAUGAAGCUAUCAGAUUAUUCCUAACAUCUUGCAAAAAAAAAUCUUUGCUUCUAAAUUGUUUAUUCUUCAUGUAUUUAAUUGAUGAAGUUUCGAAUUUCUUAGUUUGUUGACUUGACUAUGUAUUACAUUUGAGGCAAUUGGGCUCAAUUGUAAUGGGAGUUCACAAAAAUCUCAACGAGGGUUGGUUAUUUUGUCUAA